AUGCAAGUAGAUGUUAUGAAAAUUUCGCAAUCAUUCUGUCUUGAUGCCACCCACUGGAUUUCUUCCAGAAAGACAGAAGUUUUGUAUUCUUUGGUUACUUGCCAUCUACAGACAGGCAAAGGGGUUUUUGCCGUGUACAUGAUCGCUAAUAAUAACAGUGUUGGUCCAAUUAAUCGGUGGCUCGUGCAUCUCCGUGAUAUGAGCAGUUUCUCGCCAUUGAACAUUUCGAUUGACUGUAGCAUUCCAAAAGUCAAUACAGUCAAAGCUCGAUAUAGUGAUAAUUUUUUGGAAAAUUUGGCACUACCACAUGUAGCAAUCCACUAUUGUGAUUUUCACGUUCUUCGUGCUUGGCAGGGAAAUAUGGGCAGCAAAGUCAGCUUAAGUGGAGAGUAUACUUCGGGGCAGCUUAAUGCAUACAAGAAACAGCUCAAAGACUGCUUGAAGGACAUGCUUGUUGAGAGCAUAUACGUGACCAACAAUUACGCGGAGACUUGGCAGAACCAGUUAAAGAAGGUAUACUUUAAACGUACCCGAGUAAGAAGACUUGAUCGAUUGGUGUCCAUUUUGACAAACAACGUUGAAUUCUACUACGAACAAGAGGUGGAGAGAAUUCAUCUCAACAAUGGCAGAAUGGGACCCGUUGAAAAUGAACUAUCAAGACAUUCCCUUGCCGCCUCGCAUAUAACAGAUGACAUACUCCCUUCCAUGCUCCUCAACCCUUUUGGUGAGAUUGAUAGCGUGUCGAGAACCACCUCAUACAAUACCGUACCUGCCAAAACUUCUCGAGGCAUUAAAUACCGUGCAAGCACAUUUAUUUGGUCAAUCGCCAAACGGAGACAAGAGCAAAAAGACGAUGUUGUUGACGUAGUAGGUGAAGAGGUUGAGGAGAGAGGUGAGGUUGAGAAGAGUAGAAAAACUGCAGAUGUCUUUGACAGGAUUUGUGCCCAUGCUACAGCAAUCUACCGAGAGUUCGAAACCUUCCAGAUUUCAAAGACAAUCCCUGGUUUAGACCAAACGAAAGCUGAAAAGAUAAAGAUAGCGUUUUUGGAUGCAUUAAGGCUGUCAAGAGAGUAUAAAGAAGAAAACCCUUCUUACUUUAAAGAUUUAAUCACCCAAAAAUAA
Phycomyces blakesleeanus NRRL 1555(-) is the source of this 1122-nucleotide messenger RNA. RefSeq lists its product as hypothetical. Lineage: Eukaryota; Fungi; Mucoromycota; Mucoromycetes; Mucorales; Phycomycetaceae. The record is from RefSeq and is a predicted model, not a curated record. Bases 1 to 1122 code for a protein of 373 amino acids. The transcript has 5 exons.